UUAGAGUCAGCAAUUGCAUUACUUCAGGACAGUGUGUCAGUGCAAUACAGGACGGCGUCCCAGCCAGCUUGAAGACUGCAGCCAUGGGUCUGUGGUUCGCCAUAGUGUUCAUCGCGUUUGCUUUGACACUUUUGAUUCGGUGGCGUAAGAAGAAGUUCUCAUAUUUCAAGGAACUUGGAAUUCCUGGACCAGAGCCCAAUCUGAUCUGGGGUAAUCUAUGGGAGUAUCAUUCCUUGGGGCUGCACAAAGCGCUGGAUAAAUGGUGCAAGGAAUACGGGGACAUCUGCGGGUUCUACAACGGCGACGUCCCAUUUCUCCUCAUCAAGGACCUGGAUUUCCUGGAGUAUGCUUAUAUCAAGAACUUCCAGAAUUUCACAGCUCGUGGGGUUACGAUGCGGACUGACCAGAUGCAUCCGGUUGUCGGUCAGAUGGUGAUCCACGUGCGUGGCGACCAGUGGAGGAGAAUGCGCAGCUGCGUCACAUCCGGUUUCACGAGCAGCAAACUGAAACAGAUGGUUCCGCACAUCGCGGAGUCAGCCGAGGUUUUCAUGGACAUGCUGGAGCUUUACGCUGACUCGGAGAAGGAGGUGAACCUUCGCCUACAGUUCCAAGCGCUUUCUAUGGACUACAUCGGCCAGGGGGCCUUCGGCAUCGAGACAUGCUUCCAGCGCGACGUGGAAAACAUCUUUUUCACAACAGCUCGUCGGGUGCUGCCGGGAGUGAUGACGGGGCCCGCCCACAUGAUUGCACAGAGCACAACCACACUGGGCAACGCAAUGAAGCCUUUCUAUUGGUUUCUUGGCCAAUUCGGUUCCCUCACAUUCAAAGUUUUUUCAAAGGAGACUACGAAGAUGAUCGAAAAGCGCAAGAGACACCCAGAGCUUCGCAAGCCCGAUAUCCUGCAAAACUUGUUAGACGCUGAAAUCGAGGAAGAAGCCUUGAGUGAGGCCGUGAAUGAAAGCGGAGUGAAACAAACAGCAGAUGGUUUCAAGAAGAGGGUUCGAGCUCUUUCCCCGAGAGAAGUGAUCAUGAACGCCACUUUGCUCUUCAUGGGAGGUUUCGAGACGACGUCGAUUGCCAUGUGCUAUCUCAGUUUCCUGCUCGCCAAGCACCAGGACGUCCAAGAGAAGCUCAGAGAGGAAGUGAAACAAGCUGUCAGCGAAUCAGAAUCGGGUAUUUUGGACUACGAUAUGCUCACGAAGAAGUUGAAGUAUCUCAUCCAAGUUGUCGAGGAAGGACUAAGGCUGUACCCUCCGGCAGUUGUCGCCACAUCACGGCAAGCUGACGAAGACUUCGAGUGGAAUGGCAUGAAGUUCAAGGCCGGCACGUGCAUUAUGUCUCCGACGUAUCAGCUGCACAGAGAUCCUCGCUACUGGGUUGAUCCAGACACUUUCGAUCCUGAAAGGUUCAGUCCAGAGAAUGAGUCCUCCAUCUACAAGAUGGCAUUCCAACCAUUCGGCGUGGGACCCCGUCAUUGCGUGGGCUUCCAGAUGGCCCGCCUGGAGCUUCGAUACACCCUCGCCAGGCUUGUGCAACGAUACCGAGUCGAGCUUGGCGAAUCUCAGAAGGGUGAAAUGAAAAUGAGUGGUUAUGCCAUGAUUUCUGCACCAGAAAAUGGACCCUGGCUCAAGUUUUACAAGCUGUGAUUACGAGAAGAAACGGCGCCUCAAAAAGGAGCGCUAUAUUACUCAUCACCAUCAUCCUCAUACGGGUGACUACGGCU
This is a messenger RNA of Rhipicephalus microplus (southern cattle tick), 1723 nucleotides long. Its product is annotated as cytochrome P450 3A14. NCBI's taxonomy places the organism in Eukaryota, Metazoa, Arthropoda, Arachnida, Ixodida, Ixodidae. Gene Ontology annotation, molecular function: oxidoreductase activity, acting on paired donors, with incorporation or reduction of molecular oxygen; heme binding; iron ion binding. The record is from RefSeq and is a predicted model, not a curated record.